This is a messenger RNA of Closterium sp. NIES-65, 642 nucleotides long. NCBI's taxonomy places the organism in Eukaryota, Viridiplantae, Streptophyta, Zygnematophyceae, Desmidiales, Closteriaceae. The record is from the annotation of a GenBank genome assembly.
AUGAGGGAUCUCUGUGGUCUCCGGGAACUGGUGACACCACGCGUCCGUCAGGCGGCCAAAGCAGCGCUGGGUGGGGUGCGCACCCCCACACUGCUCAACCGCAAGGUCGCCAGUGCGCAGGACGUAGGUCUCACGACCGCGCUGCUGCUGCUGGCGUGGACCACCACCGGAGCCACUCCUCUGCGUAGACCCGCGACCAGCUCCACCGCCACCCCCGCCGCCUCUGCCGCCUCCGCCGCCUCCGCUACUACCGCCGCCUCCGCCGCCUCCUCCACCGCCUCCACCUUUGCCACCUCCGCUCCCACCGCCACCGCCGCCGCCGCCUCCGCCUCUACUGCCGCCACCGACACCUCCACCCCCACCUCCACUCCCACCGCCACCCCCACUCCCCCCGCCGCCUCCACCUCCACCUCCACCGCCCCCGCUCGCUCCUCCAGUGCCCCUGCCCCUCUUGCCUUUGCCAUAGCGGCGUCUCCCGCUAGGGGCAGACGCCGCACCGACCGACUCAAGACCAAGGAGGUCAGCCGCAGCAGCAGAGGCAACAGAGGGCAGAAGGGGGGAGGGGGAACACCCCUCAAAGAUGGGGGUGCGCGGGUCACCACGAGAGGCCCCUACAGCAACUAUGCUCUUCUCGGCCGCUAG